UCGUCGUGAGUGAGUGAAUAUUGAAUAGUGAAACGUUUUAGCGGUUGUAUUACAUUACAUUUUUGGGAAUUAAUUGUAUUUUAAACUGACAUUGGUUUGCUUGAAGUAGAAUUACUAAAUAAUUGAAAUGGCUAUGCAACCUCACAGCAAGAAACGAGUGUGUUAUUAUUAUGAUAGUGACAUCGGAAAUUAUUAUUAUGGACAAGGACAUCCUAUGAAACCACACCGUAUACGUAUGACCCAUAAUUUAUUACUUAAUUAUGGGUUAUAUAGAAAAAUGGAGAUUUAUCGACCCCACAAGGCUACAGCAGAUGAGAUGACAAAAUUCCACUCGGAUGAUUAUAUUCGAUUCUUACGCUCAAUCAGACCUGACAACAUGUCAGAAUACAACAAACAGAUGCAGCGAUUUAAUGUUGGUGAGGACUGUCCUGUGUUUGAUGGUUUGUAUGAGUUCUGUCAAUUGUCGGCCGGAGGGUCUGUGGCCGCAGCUGUUAAACUGAACAAGCAGGCUUCAGAAAUCUGUAUCAAUUGGGGUGGUGGCCUUCACCACGCGAAGAAAUCCGAAGCAUCCGGUUUCUGCUACGUGAACGACAUUGUUCUGGGCAUCCUGGAGUUGUUAAAGUAUCACCAGAGGGUUCUUUACAUUGAUAUUGAUGUCCAUCACGGUGAUGGGGUCGAAGAAGCUUUCUACACAACCGACAGAGUGAUGACGGUGUCAUUCCACAAAUAUGGGGAAUACUUUCCUGGGACAGGCGAUCUACGUGAUAUCGGCGCCGGCAAAGGAAAGUACUACGCAGUGAACAUCCCCUUGCGGGACGGCAUGGACGACGAGUCCUACGAAUCCAUCUUCGUGCCAAUCAUCUCUAAGGUCAUGGAGACAUUCCAGCCGAGCGCUGUGGUCCUGCAAUGCGGAGCUGAUUCCCUUACAGGCGACAGAUUAGGUUGCUUCAAUCUGACAGUGCGAGGGCACGGUCGUUGUGUGGAGCUCGUCAAAAGAUUUGGAUUGCCCUUCUUACUUGUGGGUGGAGGAGGUUACACAAUUCGCAACGUGUCCCGCUGUUGGACGUAUGAAACCUCAGUGGCAUUGGGAGUGGAGAUCGCUAACGAGCUGCCAUACAACGACUAUUUCGAGUACUUCGGGCCGGACUUCAAACUGCACAUAUCGCCGAGCAACAUGUCCAAUCAAAACACGCCCGAAUAUCUGGAGAAAAUCAAGAAUAGGCUCUUCGAGAACCUGAGGAUGUUGCCACACGCGCCUGGCGUUCAGGUUCAACCAAUUCCUGAAGAUGCUGUUAAUGAUGAAUCUGAAGAUGAAGAUAAAGUUGACAAGGAUGAGAGGCUACCACAGAGUGAAAAGGACAAACGCAUAACCGGUGAUGGUGAGCUGUCUGAUUCCGAGGACGAAGGCUCCGGCGGUCGCCGCGACAACCGCUCGUACCGCUCGCAGCCGCGCAAGCGACCGCGGCUGGACAAAGAUGUGGACCAAAUCAAAGACGAGAUCAAAACCGAAGAUUCAAAGGACGACGUGAAAGCCGUGACCGGCACAGAGGAACCAAAGAAAGAAGUACCGACCAAUCCCUGAUGCGGGCGUUAAGAUCUGGCUAGGACCCGCAAACGACAAUGUUAAAGGUUUAAUUGACAUUAUCAAACCUGUGACAAUGAAAUAAGUAAUUUUGACUGCUGAAAGUUUAUUUAUCCAGUUUAUUUUACUUUACAUAGACGGCACAUCAAGAGCGCUGUUCGUAUGAUAAAAGUUAGUGAACAACGGCCUUAAUUUUAAGUUUAUAUGUAUGGUACCGUUAUAUUGCGAAAUUUUCAAAUUUGUAAAAAACAUUUAAUUUAGAAAAACGAAGUAUCAAUUUUAUUUAAUCCUCAUUCAAAAAGUAAUGAAUGCAAUGCAAACAACAAAACUCCUAUUCUUUGGAUUCGUCAUCCUCUAGUGAUUGUUAAAAAAUCUCUCAAAUUUUCUCUACACCACUAGACUCAUGGUGACCAAACAAGAUAGAAUUUUCUUUUAACUCUUGACAUUGUUUGAAUGUAGGUAUUUGCUUUGGUAUUAUACUAUACUUCAGAUCUCUCGUCGUGUAUUGAAGCUUUGGAAGUGGAGUGAAUUCAGAAUUCUAGGUAGGAAUGUUAAAAUGAAUUUUAGUGGUAAGGAUUUUUAUAGGUAAAUUAAGCACUUGUCGAAUUGGUAUAUUUUUGAAUGAUAGAAUAUCAAUAAAAGUAUCAAUGUGAAACUAUCAUAUUCAAAAA
Molecule: messenger RNA, 2253 nt
Organism: Amyelois transitella
Lineage: Eukaryota; Metazoa; Arthropoda; Insecta; Lepidoptera; Pyralidae
Gene: HDAC1
Product: histone deacetylase HDAC1
Exons: 11
Coding region: 128-1582 (484 amino acids)
Molecular function (GO): histone deacetylase activity
Source: RefSeq, a predicted model, not a curated record